Messenger RNA from Nilaparvata lugens (brown planthopper), 864 nucleotides. RefSeq lists its product as uncharacterized. The coding region runs from base 1 to 864 and encodes 287 amino acids. The transcript has a single exon. Lineage: Eukaryota; Metazoa; Arthropoda; Insecta; Hemiptera; Delphacidae. The record is from RefSeq and is a predicted model, not a curated record.
AUGUAUUCCACAUCUGUGGAAGUGUUUUCUUCUGAUCGCACAUGGUCUAGAAAGGUCUCUUGCAUUAUUGCCGACAAAAUUACACCCAGUCUUCCACCAGUGGGAAUUGACAUGUCAAAACUCAGUUUGCCCACUCACAUUCAGCUUGCUGAUCCUGCUUUUCACCUUUCUCAGGGAAUCGAUCUUCUUUUGAGCGUUUCAGUCUAUGCUUCCAUAUUGACAUUCAGUCAAAUUCAAAUUUCAUCUGACUGCAUUUUGCAAGGCACCAAACUAGGUUGGGUGGUUUGGGGUGCUGUCUUGUCCACGCAUUCAUCUCAGAUAGAACCUUCUGUUCAUUCCAACUUCAUUUCUACUUGUGAGAUUUCCAAUCAGAUGGAAAAAUUUUGGAAGCUUGAAGAAGUUCUUCCUAAGGACAAUCUAACAGCUGAGCACGGAAAGAUUGAACAGCAUUAUCUUGCCAAUGUCGAGCGUGCCUCAGACGGCAGAUUUUCUGUGGCUCUUCCCAAAAAAGAGUCAUUUAACAAUCUAGGUCAAUCUCGUUUCCAAGCUCUUAACUGUUUCCAUUCACUGGAAAAAAGAUUGGCUGCUAAUCCUGAAUUGAAGGAGCAGUAUACGGCAUUCAUGGAUGAGUAUCAAUCAUUGGGACACAUGUCUCCAGUUCCACCCUCGCAACCAUUUGACAAAUGUUUCCACAUUCCGCAUCACCCAGUCUUCAAGCCUGAUUCUACAACUACCAAACUUCGAGUAGUAUUUGAUGCAUCGGCAAAAUCUAAUACUGGCGUUUCUCUCAACGAAGUACUGCAUAUAGGUUAUACAGUUCAACCUGAACUUUUUGACAUUGUUUUGCGAUUUCGUACACAUUGA